AUUGCUUCGCUGUAUUGUUUAUUUAUAUUACAACUGAAAUAAAUAUAUUUUUAUUAAUUAAAUUAUUAACCACAUCCUACUUCUGAUUUAAAAAGUUUCUAGUAAUGAUUUGCUGCUCCUUUCUCUGUGAAUAAAUGCAAAUCAACAAUAAAUAUAUUUGAAAAUGUCUCAACCUAACCUACUAGAAAUAGUCCCAGAGGAAUUAUUUCAAAACAACUUUAUCGCUGAUAUAGAUCAGGUACAGAAAAAACUACAAUAUGAGAUUGAAAGAAAAAGAGAAGAUCUACGGGCUAUGGUCGGAGAACGGUAUAGGGACCUGAUCCAUGCAGCUGACACCAUAGAAGAAAUGAAAGUAACCACUGCAAGUACACUGAAUCACAUCAGUGAAAUGAUAUCUUCAUGUAGGAACCUUCAUAAUACACAUUUAGUUGGCUUCAAAAUUGACAAAAAGUCUGAACCAUCAAUGUAUUCUCAAUUGAAUGCAAACCCAGCUCACAGUAUAUCAAUUCAAGUUAAAUUAUUGAUGGAAAUACCUGAGAAGAUAUGGACAUGCAUAGAUACUGAGGAUUUUGUAAAAGCUACACAGCUGUUCAUCAUGGCAAGACAUAUUAAUACUGGGUUACAACUUCAAAUUGGUGGUAAGAACACAAAACCUGAGUUUCAAUCCUUGCAAAGGCUGAUUCAACAACAAUGGAAUUCUAUAUCAAAUUUCAGUCAAACUAUUGUCAAUGUGUGUAAACAUAAAUUGCAAGAUGUUGAUAUUACUGUUGAGGUAGCAUGUUCCUGCCUAAUCAGCUUAUAUCUUCUCGACUCACAAAGUAUGGUGGAGUUACUCAAUACAUUGAUAAGCUUACAGAGCAAUAGUAGCCUUAAAUCUACAUUGGAGUUUGAUCUAACUCGCCUUUUAGAAGGAGACAUUAAAGCACGGAUCAAAGAGAAAAUAGUGAAUGGUGUCAAAAUUGUGUUAAAAACUGUUGUAUUGGUUUAUGCUUGUUUUGUGGAUAACGAGGGUGGCGCAAUUUUGAAGAAGUUGACAGAGUUAUUCAGCAAAGAUUCACAGCCUCUGAUUGAGUUGGUACAUUUUAGUGACCCCAUUGGCUUAAAACUGUUACCUUCAGUCAUCUCCAAUUACAGGUUAUCAUCAAACAAAGAGAUACAAGCACUGGCUAAAGAGGAUAUUACAGCUUCUAUUAAGGAGUGGAAUGUAUGGGUCAAGUCAUUUAUAGAUGAGAGUGUACAUAAACUAUUAGAGAAUAUUAUCAGAAUUAAAGUAUUACAUGAGAUAAGAGAAGAGGCAUUUAAAGUUGAAACACCUUCAAAUUGGUCAACAAUAUGCUCAUCCCUCGAUAUUCCUGAGGUCCAUGUAUGGUGCCACUACUUCCAGCCACUACUCACGUCUCGAGUCAAAGCCAUCAUAGAGAGUAGAUGGCUCAAAGUGUAUGACUCUUUCAAAACACAGAUAUUAGUUGAUUUGACUAAUGUGGUAUCAGAUAAUGAGGUGGAGAAAGAAGUUGAUAUCAACUGGUUCGUGUGGAAAGACCUCAUUGGUGAAACUAUAAUUGAGUCAAGAGAUGAUGUUAUUAAGGUCAUGAACUCACUUAUGAAAGGUAUGUCUAGACAAGACCACGGGUUCACUCCAACUUUGGAACACCUCUGCAUAUCUCUCGAUAGCGAGUUGCAACGGUUGCUUGAUGACUUAAAAAUCUAUUUGUACCGUAAUAAGAAUGCUUCUAAUACAAGAGACAAACUCUUAUAUACAUACGACGAGGAAGAUGAUGUCGACCAGAUUUAUAUAGAUAAGGGUGAUAUUGAAGCUUUCUUGAGAAGUACAACGGAUGAGAAUGUUCAAAGCAUGCUACAUUACAUGAAGGUGUGCUUCGAAGAGCCUACAUUACAUUCAACUGAGCUCCAUCGCAAAAGCACAGCCAUAUACACGGCACGUUUUACGCAAGCAAUACCCACCCUUAUGCCACAUUUGCGCAAGUGCUAUAUUCCUGAAGAAGAAAACGUUUUAGGCAUUAUAAAUGUUGAUGCGAAUGCUGCUAAACAGUGGAGCGAGCUAUGCGCUGUUCUCAAAGAGAGCUGCCUUUCUUUUUGGGGGAAGUGGGUUGAAAUUGUGAUGGUCCAUGUGGAGGAGUUGACCAAGGGUUUACCACAGGAGUUUACAUUGGAAGCUAAUAUAGAUUAUUUGAUGAUGCAAUGGGAUGUCAUAAAAAUAGAAGAGAAAGACGAUGAAGGUAACGCAAUUGAAUCUACAAUAAAAGUACCCGCUGGGCCUUCAUUGAAACUUCAAGAAUACUUAUAUUCGAUAAGUCGAAUAUUAGACGAAGUUGUUCCACACACAUUACCUGUAGAAAUCCACACUAUGUUUAUUGAGAAAAUUACAGACAUCACGUUCAAACAUUACGAUAAAGUUGUUAGAGAGAACGAGAUGGAUAUAAACCAGAGGUGUGGCCUUCAAAUUUUAAUGGAUAUAAGACAUUUAACAUUGCUGCUUGUGCCUAGAGAGAACAAGAAAACUAUGGAGUUCUCACAUAAUAUUUGCGAGUUUUUGAGACAGAAGAUCGAUCCAUUCGAUUAUGAUGUAUUCUAUCCUUAUAUACAAACAAAUUUGAAGAGAUCAGUUCAAAGAGUACAGACACUUCUAGGCAGUCUUAUACUCCAUCAUGGUCAAUUAACCGGUAUUAUCGGUACCAAACCGGUUCUGUCUGGUGGUAGUGGCGACAAAGCGGCCGGGCUUCUAGCUUCAGGCGAGUCUCACUGGUUCUCACUCCUUCCUGUGGCGGCUCCACCGAGUCAUCUUAAAAAACAGGAUAAACCGACAAAAAAGAAGCCAACAACAUCAAGUCCCGGCAAAUCGAAGGCUGACAUUUCGGAGAUCAUGACCAAGUCUCUACCACUCAACUUCGCCAACGCACGCUCUGGUGCCGCCUCCUUUUUCAACUCUAUGACAUCUGAAUGGUUCAGUAGCUCUUGAGAAUAAAAGUAUUUAGUUCAACAUCUUCCUGCUCUCAUCGCAUUGAUUUGGGGUCGGCGGAAUAUAUGUUAUCUGUAUUAGUA
This is a messenger RNA of Achroia grisella, 3060 nucleotides long. RefSeq names its product conserved oligomeric Golgi complex subunit 1 (gene Cog1). Gene Ontology annotation, cellular component: COG complex; Golgi apparatus. The record is from RefSeq and is a predicted model, not a curated record. The transcript is spliced from 13 exons. Gene Ontology annotation, biological process: intra-Golgi vesicle-mediated transport. The coding region runs from base 164 to 2977 and encodes 937 amino acids. Lineage: Eukaryota; Metazoa; Arthropoda; Insecta; Lepidoptera; Pyralidae.